Molecule: messenger RNA, 1098 nt
Organism: Drepanopeziza brunnea f. sp. 'multigermtubi' MB_m1
Lineage: Eukaryota; Fungi; Ascomycota; Leotiomycetes; Helotiales; Drepanopezizaceae
Biological process (GO): L-homoserine biosynthetic process; aspartate family amino acid biosynthetic process
Molecular function (GO): aspartate kinase activity; NADP binding; homoserine dehydrogenase activity
Source: RefSeq, a predicted model, not a curated record
AUGCCAGCAAUUAAGGAUGUUUACGUAGCAGUGAUCGGCGCUGGUGGAGUAGGAAAGGCAUUCCUGACACAACUCGAGGCUCUCUCGAAGCGUCUUACCUCCCCCAAAAUCUCCCUUAUCUUCGUCUCGCGAAGCAAGAAAGUCCUCUACAGCCCGAAAUACACCGCCUUGUCAUACGACAAUAUUUCUACCUCCCUCGCAGACUCAACGCAGGAGCCUCUCGCCCUGCCGCAAAUCAUCGAUUUCCUUGCUGCAGCUCCUGCAAAAGUUGUUCUUGUGGAUAAUACAAGCUCCCAGGAUGUAGCAGAUACAUACCCAGGCUUUCUUGCAAAGGGCAUCAGUAUCGUCACGCCAAACAAGAAGGCUUUCUCAGGCUCGUAUACGCUCUGGCAAUCCAUCUUCUCGGCCGCUGCUUCGUCAGGAGCUAAAGUCUACCAUGAAAGCUCUGUUGGUGCUGGACUGCCGGUCAUUUCGACAUUGAAGGAACUUGUCGAUACUGGCGAUGAGGUUACAAAAAUUGAGGGUGUCUUCAGUGGUACCAUGUCGUUUUUGUUCAACUCUUUUGCGCCCACGGAGGGAUCCGGUGGCAAGUGGUCGGCCGAGGUUACAAAGGCCAAGGCACUGGGCUAUACAGAGCCCGACCCACGAGAUGACUUGAAUGGGCUGGACGUUGCCAGAAAGUUGACCAUCCUGGCACGUCUUGCUGGACUGCCGGUUGAGUCGCCAACAUCAUUCCCAGUUCAGAGCUUGAUCCCCAAGGAGUUGGAGAAUGUUGCUAGUGGUGACGAGUUCCUGCAGAAGCUACCCGAGUUCGACUUACAAAUGGAGGAGACCAAGGUUGCUGCUGAAAAGGAAGGAAAGGUUGUACGAUUCGUAGGAAGUAUUGAUGUGACUAAGAAGGAGGUAAAGGUUGGUCUGGAAAAGUUCGACCGUUCGCACCCAAUUGCUGCAUUGAAGGGCAGUGAUAACAUCAUCAGCUUCUACACGAAGCGGUACGGAUCCAAUCCCUUGAUCAUUCAAGGAGCUGGCGCUGGCGGCGAUGUCACUGCUAUGGGAGUAACAGGGGAUCUGAUCAAAGUUCUGGAACGAUUGUCUUGA